Messenger RNA from Python bivittatus (Burmese python), 4731 nucleotides. Its product is annotated as netrin-4-like. Lineage: Eukaryota; Metazoa; Chordata; Lepidosauria; Squamata; Pythonidae. Gene Ontology annotation, molecular function: protein binding. Gene Ontology annotation, cellular component: laminin trimer. Gene Ontology annotation, biological process: cell migration; tissue development; animal organ morphogenesis. The record is from RefSeq and is a predicted model, not a curated record.
GCCUUGCCCCGGAAUGCACUCCCGCUAGGAGUUCCGAGGUAAGUCGACCCAGAGCGGGGAGGAGACGCCACAGAAGAACCAGCCCCGCGGCGCAAGAGCCCCCGCGGUGAAAUCGGACGCUCCGGGCCAGGAGACCGUAUGACGGCGCCGCGUGUUUUUGACCCAAAAGGUCGGAGGAGGAGGAGGAGAAGCAAUCUUGGCGUGUGCUCCCUGCAGGGCUGCCUUUGCCAAUCCCGCGCGACCUUCGCCGAGUCUCCGGAGGGGCGAGCCGGGGGAGAGGGUCUCCCCCUCUAGGCCGCCAGCGGGAUUGAGCUACUGGGCGGCGAUGGACGGUCUGAACUGACACGCAGCGAGAGCGCGCGGCGGCCUUGGAAACGCGACCCAUUGGGAAAGGAAGGGGGAGCUUAAAGAGAAAUGACAGGGCGAAAACCCCGCAGUCACAGAAUAAUUAGAAUAAAUUAGGAGGGAUUGGAGUUUUGUUUUCUUUUUCCUGCAAAAGGUUGAGUGGGCAUCAGACAUGUAAAAUAGCCUUGCAUACUAUUUUCGACCUCACGUCGGUGGUGAAGAUGGAUUUCCUAGGUGGAGUCAUGCAACAUAAAAGCUUACAGCUGAUCGUAUUCCUGGAGUAUAUUAUUUUUGCCCAGCUUGGAGCAGAUUCAGUGAAGCCACGAGCUUUCCGUUGUGAUGGGCAUUCCUGCAAUCCUGCAGUGGGGAAUCUAGCAACAGGCAGGACACCAACCACACUUACCACUUGUGGACAGAACAGCACAGAACUCUACUGCUUUUAUCCAGAGCACAACCUGCACCAUGUCUCCUGUGGAUUGCCCAAGUGUACCAAAUGCAAUGCCAACCAGCCUAAUAACUCCCACCUCCCUGAUGAAAUGACUGAUGACUUCUUCCUGCAUCCUGAUUCUUGGUGGCAGUCUGCACAAGGGGUGCACAGGGAAGAAAUCAGGCUGGAUCUGGAAACAGAGUUCUAUCUGACCCAUGUCAUUGUAGUCUUCAAGUCACCCCGCCCAGCAGCCAUGGUACUGGAGAGGUCCCAGGACUAUGGGCAGACUUGGAGACCUUACAAAUACUUUUCCGUCAAUUGCACAACUACAUUUGGGCUACCAAAUGAUAACAGUGAAGAGGGAUCUCUGUGUACUUCCAGAUAUUCUGAUGCAGUGCCUUGCACCAGAGGAGAGGUGAUCUUCCGUGCUUUAACUCCUGCUAACAAGAUUGAAGACCCAUACAGUCCUGAAGCACAAGGUGUCUUGAAGCUCACCAAUUUGCGGCUCCUCUUAUUAAAGAGGCAAGAGUGUCCUUGCCAGGGCUCAGGACUGCUGGAGAAACCACACAGAUUUGCCCAUUAUGCCAUCUAUGACCUAAUUGUCCGAGGCAGUUGCUUCUGUAAUGGCCAUGCAGAAGAAUGUCAGUUUGCCAAUGGGCCAGGUGCUGGCAGCAGUGUGGUCCAUGGGAAGUGCAUGUGCAGACAUAACACUGCAGGACACCAUUGUGAGAAGUGUGCACCAUUAUACAAUGACCAGCCAUGGGAGCCAGGCAAUGGAAAAACUGGGGCAGCAAAUGAAUGCAGAAAGUGCCGCUGUCACCAUCAUGCAGAUAGCUGCCAUUUUGAUCAGAACGUCUGGCUGGCCUCUGGAAAGAAGAGUGGAGGUGUCUGUGAUGACUGCAAGCACAACACUGAGGGUUCCCGGUGUCAAAGGUGCAAGCCUGGUUUUUACCGAGACAGAACCAAGCCUAUGUCUUCCCCAGACAUUUGCAAACCUUGCUCUUGCCAACCCAUGGGCUCAGUGAACAAAACGCUGAACCAGGAUCAGAAAUGUCAUCCGAAGACAGGCUUCUGCUACUGCAAGCCAGGUGUUGCAGGAUCCAAAUGCGACAGGUGUCUCUUGGGGUAUUGGGGCUUUGGAGAAAAUGGCUGCCAACCCUGUGCCUGUGCUAGAGACUGUGACAAGCAUACUGGAGAAUGUCUCCACAGUUAUGACAAUCCAGCUUUUCUCAAUAUUCCUAUUGGUGGGAGGAUCCCCCACUUCCUUCAAACCCCAGCCAACGAAAGUGAAAAUGAAUGGCAGUGGAGUGAUCGCAAGCAGGGUUUUUCGGCCUUAAGACACCCAGAAAAAUGUGUGUGCAAAGAGAAGAUCCUAGGAAGUGUCAGCAAUUUUUGUAAGAUGAAAUACGCCUAUGUUUUAAGAGCAAAAGUUCUGUCUGCUCAUGACAAAGGAACCCACGCUGAAGUAAUUGUGAAGAUAAAGAAGGUUCUGAAAUCAGGCAAAGUAAAAAUCACCAGGAAUAAUCGAAGUAUAUAUCCGGAUUCUUGGACCAACCGGGGGUGUACAUGUCCUAUUCUAAAUCCUGGUAUAGACUACUUAAUAGCAGGACAGGAAGACGCACAGACGAACAAACUCCUUGUGAACAUGAACAGUCUGGUGAAGCCCUGGAAAGCUCACUGGGGGAAACUUAUAGCAGACAUACUUCGAACUGGAUGCAAAUAAUGUAUUUUUUCCAACUCAAGUUACGAACUUUUACAUAUUAGUAAUAUGGCAGUGAAAAGCCUAGUUAGUUCUCUAAUGAUUAAUCAGAACAUUUAUAAUUAAGGAGAAUUUAAAAGCAAAUUCUCUUUCCUCCAUUCCAUUUUAGGCAGGAAACUUGUUCCAUGACUUCUUUCUUCCAAGGCAACAAUCCUUUCUCUUUCACACACAGGCACACACACUUGUAAAAAAAAACCCUUACUGCUUAAUUAACCUCAUGUACUUAGGUCACAGCCUGGCAUACAGCUUGCUUUAUGAUUACAGUAUCCAGAGCUUUCAAACCCACCAAUACAUAAACUUGUAACUGAGUCCAGGAUUACGUUGUGCUGUUGAUGAGCUGUCACUACUAACAGAAAAAUAGAACUGCCCUAUUUAUUUUUCUGGAGUUGUUUUUUUUUUUUUAGUAACUAUGAAGUAGGAGCAACAAAUUUGGUAAGUUACAGGGCUACAAAAUGCUCAUUGGUUGGCCUGUCACAUAUGUUUUGCUUAUACAGUAUUUGACAAGCCUUUUUAAAAAGCUGUUAUUUUAAGUUAACCUGAAAAUAACUAAAAGAGCUGUUGGGUUCUACAACGUCUGUGUUCUAUUGGAAUUUGCACUGGAAUUGAACAGAUAUUGUAGAUGUCUUGUAAAGCGUCUUUGUAUCUACUUCAUCAGAGAAGUGAACAGUCAAAGCUGUUGGAAAUGUGGAAAGCAGCCUGAAAGAUUCCCAGAACUUGGAGCUCCAGGGUUCUGGGAAGUGGAGCAUAGCAGGUCCCUGUUCCUGCUGGUGGACGUCCCCAUAAACUCCCUGACACUAUUCUUGGGAAAAGGAGAUGGCUAGCAAUCUACAGGUUAGAAAGAAAAAUAGCUUACUAUCCAAAACUUGAUUAACACCAGGAUCCAAAGAUUUCCUUUCUGUAGUGCUGUUCUUACAACAAUACAAGAGGCCAGCAAUAGUUCUGUUUCUCCAGCUGACCCCACCUGCUCUCCCAACAGCCUUCUCCCACUUUGUUGGGCAUUUAGUAUUUGUUGCAUCAGACUAAUUUCAGAAGGACCACUGCUAUGAAGGACUUUAGGACCCUGCAAAGUUCUCUUAGGAGGAAGAAUGCAGCAAGAGCUCAGUUUUGUACAUAAGCAGCAGAAGUAUUGGAAUUUGCUUUGGGGUUAGUAGAUCUGCCAAAGCACUCUGGAGGAGGCUACAGGAUUGCAUAUAGGACAAACUGAGUUAGAGAUUUAAACACUGGCUGCCUCUUGAACCAGCCACAUGAUCCUUUUUUAUUUUCUGAGUUAAUUAAUAUUUGUCAAUUUCUGUUCUGCUCAUUUCACCUAAAAUGCCCCAUAUUACCAAUUUCUAGUUUCAGUCACUUGCCUGCCUCCGCACUCCGUGGGUAUUCAAGACUUCUCAGAGAAUGGACAGCUUCUAUUCAUGGUGUUUAUUAUUUACUACUAGCCAAGAUUCUUCUAACAGAGAAGCACUCCAAGGCAGAUACAGAUAAACAAGGAUACAACACCAACAUUGCUGCCCUUUGCUCAAGCAGAGACCAGUCAGAAAAGUACACGGUCAGUGCUACAGAAAAGUUAAAGUGAAUCCAUAGCUCCCUGGCAAAAAUUUGGGCUUAAUUAAUGUUACAUAAUAUGCAAAACAUAGAUGUGGUUAAAAUAUUCCAUAUUCAAUCAUGCUUGCAGUUGUAGUUUGGCAACAUCUGGAACAUCAAUUUCUCCAGCUCUACAUCUACAGAAUCAUGCCUAAAAGCUGCAUUUAAGUAUCACAUCCUCAAAGUGGCACAAAAAAGGGAAGAAAAUUAGUAGUUCUGACCAUUCCUCAAGACGUUAGAUACUGAUGCUGCAUAAAGAAGUGUUCUGUCCUAAGACAGCUGUUAAACCUAGACAUCUCCAUACAGCUUCUACUGGAGGAGUAUGAUUGAUGUGCAUUGUUUAUACCACUUUUUGUUCUAGACUAUGGAAUUUCUUUUGAAAGGCACUAAGUGUUUGCACUAAAAUUAAUAUCUCCUAAAAUAUGGGCAAUAGGUUAAGGGAAGAAAAAGUUUAAUUUUGAAUAUAUAGUUAAUGACUUGUACUUAAGCUUUGGCCAAGGCAUUAUAAAUCUUACUGCUCUUUUAUUGUAGGAUCUGAUAUGCAUGUCAGUUAAUUUAUGGACACAGCCUUUUUUUUUUUUUUAGCUCAUCACAGUUUCAAUUAAAGUGCUAAAGUCAUUUUGGA